Alexandromys fortis (reed vole) is the source of this 605-nucleotide messenger RNA. RefSeq names its product protein phosphatase 3 regulatory subunit B, beta (gene Ppp3r2). Gene Ontology annotation, biological process: calcineurin-mediated signaling; protein dephosphorylation. The record is from RefSeq and is a predicted model, not a curated record. The transcript has a single exon. Gene Ontology annotation, molecular function: calcium ion binding; phosphatase binding; calcium-dependent protein serine/threonine phosphatase regulator activity. Gene Ontology annotation, cellular component: calcineurin complex. The coding region runs from base 93 to 605 and encodes 170 amino acids. Lineage: Eukaryota; Metazoa; Chordata; Mammalia; Rodentia; Cricetidae.
GCUCUCUCGCGAGCUGCACUGGCCAACGGCAGCAUUCUCUGCCUUGAGGUCUCCUCCCUCCUACUGGCUUUGUCAGCCCUCCGGCCCCCGCCAUGGGAAACGAGGCCAGCUACCAUUCCGAGAUGGGCAACAACUUCGACCACGAUGAGAUUAGAAGGCUGUGGAAAAGCUUCAGGAAGAUGGACUUGGACAAAUCGGGGUCCCUGAGCACAGAAGAGUUUAUGUCGCUGCCUGAGCUGCAGCAGAACCCUCUGGUGGGUAGAGUGAUCGACAUCUUCGACACGGAUGGCAACGGGGAAGUGGACUUCCACGAGUUCAUCGUGGGCACCUCGCAGUUCAGCGUCAAGGGCGACGAAGAGCAGAAGCUAAGGUUCGCCUUCCAAAUCUAUGACAUGGACAAAGAUGGCUACAUCUCCAACGGGGAGCUCUUCCAGGUGCUGAAGAUGAUGGUGGGUAACAACCUCAAGGACUGGCAGCUGCAGCAGCUAGUGGACAAAACCAUCUUGGUCCAUGAUCAGGACGGUGAUGGCCGGAUCUCCUUUCCGGAGUUCUGUGAUGUGGUCAGAAAUAUGGAGAUACACAAGAAGUUGGUCGUGUUUGUGUGA